GUGGGGUUUGUGGGGCCGCCUUAUCGCCCCCAUGGCCCCCGCACCGGGCGGGCCCGCCCUGCGCCGCCGCGAUAAGGGGCAGUGGGCGCGCUCCGCGCCUCUGGGGGAGCCAAAGCGCUGAGGGGUUGCCCUGAUCUGUGCAGCAGAAGGCAAAAAUGUCUGCAACAUGCGACUUCAUUACACUCCACACUGGGCAGAAGAUGCCUCUCGUGGGACUGGGAACUUGGAAAAGUGACCGUGGCCAAGUGAAGGAGGCAGUGAAACACGCCCUCAGCGUGGGCUAUCGCCACAUCGACUGCGCGGCUGCCUACAGCAACGAAGCCGAGAUCGGRGAGGCCUUCCAGGAAUGUGUUGGGCCCAACAAGGUUAUUAAAAGGGAGGACCUGUUUGUAACAUCAAAGCUCUGGAAUACCAAACACCACCCAGAAGAUGUAGAGCCAGCACUAAGGAAAACACUUGGAGAUAUGAAACUGGAUUACCUGGACCUGUACCUCAUGCACUGGCCUCAUGCCUUUGAACGAGGGGACAAUCUCUUCCCAAAGAAUCCUGAUAACACRAUGCGUUAUGAUUACAUUGAUUACAAGGAUACCUGGAAGGCUAUGGAGAAACUGGUGGAAAAAGGUCUUGUGAAAGCCAUUGGGCUGUCAAACUUCAACAGUCGUCAGAUAGAUGAUGUACUAAAAGUGGCUACUGUGAAACCAGCUGUGCUCCAGGUGGAAUGUCAUCCUUACCUAGCUCAGAACGAGCUGAUUGCUCACUGCCAGAAACGAGGACUGGUGGUCACUGCCUACAGUCCCCUUGGCUCUCCGGAUCGCAUGUGGAAACACCCAGAUGAGCCUGUGCUUCUAGAGGAACCUGGGGUCAAAAAAAUUGCAGAAAAAUACAGCAAGUCACCUGCACAGAUCAUCCUCAGAUGGCAAGUGCAGCGUAAAGUGGUUGUCAUUCCCAAGAGUGUCACUCCUGCUCGCAUUCAGCAGAAUCUCCAGGUAUUUGAUUUCAGCCUGACAGAAGAGGAGAUGAGCCACAUUGGAGCCCUGAACAAAAACUGGCGUUACAUCGUACCAAUGAUUACGGUGGACGGAAAGCUGGUUGCCAGAGAUGCUGGACACCCCCACUACCCCUUCAAUGACCCCUACUAACUACUAGAAGAUAUGAUGUCAAAGUAACACAUUCCUCUGCGUGCCCUUCCACAAAGUAAUUGUUGCCACAAUUUGUCAWAAGCACGGUCCAAAUUGAAACAUUUCUUUCAAGCUGGUUUUUCCCACAAUGUACUUUAAAUCURUCUUCUUCCUGGAGAUCCUGUAACUUCUGUGCCAAAGUUUGUGGAUUUAUUACAAUGACUGCAAGCUGGCUCCUGGAAGCAUCAGAUCUUUUGGAGAUUAGAUAAAGAGUGAUGGAGUCUAAAUCAAAUUCCAAGCAUAUCGUUAUCAGACUAGGGCAUUACUUGGUAAUUACUUUAGUCACUAAUGUGAAACAGUUUAAARCUUUAGUUACUACCACGUUGAGGGAAAGAAAAGAGAGAAGGAAUGGAAGUUUUUUAAGGCUAAAGAAUUGCKCAGCCAUCAACUUUGAUAUCUUUAUUAGUAAUUUUUUACACAGGUAAUAAAGUGAAAUGUGGUUUAUA
Malurus melanocephalus (red-backed fairy wren) is the source of this 1624-nucleotide messenger RNA. RefSeq names its product aldo-keto reductase family 1 member A1 (gene AKR1A1). The record is from RefSeq and is a predicted model, not a curated record. The coding region runs from base 156 to 1139 and encodes 327 amino acids. Gene Ontology annotation, biological process: aldehyde catabolic process. The transcript has 9 exons. Gene Ontology annotation, molecular function: aldose reductase (NADPH) activity. Lineage: Eukaryota; Metazoa; Chordata; Aves; Passeriformes; Maluridae. Gene Ontology annotation, cellular component: cytosol.